Gossypium raimondii (Peruvian cotton) is the source of this 2826-nucleotide messenger RNA. RefSeq lists its product as uncharacterized. The record is from RefSeq and is a predicted model, not a curated record. Gene Ontology annotation, molecular function: protein binding. Bases 1 to 2826 code for a protein of 941 amino acids. The transcript has 7 exons. Lineage: Eukaryota; Viridiplantae; Streptophyta; Magnoliopsida; Malvales; Malvaceae.
AUGGAGCCUCGCAAAUUAGAGCGAAGAAAAACCAUGACCAUGAAUUGGGAUGGCCUAGGUGACGACGAUGAUGAGUUCUUUGAACCUAGUAAUCGAGUAUCCUCCGCCGUGCCUCGAGACUUGACCGAUGAAGAUAGCGAUGAUUUCGAUGACUGUCGACAUUCGUUCUCGUCCAAUGGCUCACCCAUCCAUCGUGCAAAGGCGGUGGCAACAGUCGCACCGCCAAUAGUGGCACCACCAAUAAUGCCACCAAUGUCGCCUAAUUACGAUAUAUGGAAGUCAUCUCCCGGGUCCAUAAAGCACCGUAGACAACAAUUAUUUCAAGGGAUGGGCUUAUCCGCUAACAAAGAGCUUUUAAGCUUCAAACAUUUAGAUACCAAUAAGGUACUUAAUGGCUCGGUUCGGACGACACUACCACCACCACCACCACCACCACCACCCAAAGUUACAACUACGGUUACAACUGAUUCUAAAGAUGAGAAGAACAAGAAAGAUGGUUCGAAAGAAAGCAAGCCACGUUCUGGUUCGGUGGGCGGAUCUCGAUCCGACGGCGAAAUGGAGCUGCUUUCGAUCGAAAAGAAACGAAAAAAACAGUUACUCGGUUCGGUAUCGAAACAAAGCUUGAGGAGAACUUCGUCAUUAAUGUCAACACCCAGAGCACAAUCGUAUCCUAACAAAGAAGCAACCGCUAAGAAAGCUUCAACUAAAGAUGCUACCGCCGUGGCGAGUAGUGGUAGCAACAACAACAACAAUAACAAUGUUUCGACGAAGCAAAACGACGGUUUCACGUCGGCUUUUUCGGACAACAACUUUGAAGCAUUUUUCUUAAUCAAGAAUUUGGAUAACGGGAAAGAAUUCAUCGUCAACGAGUUCGAUCAAGACGGAAUGUGGAACAAGUUGAGCGAUAUCCAAACGGGAAAACAAUUAACAAUGGAUGAAUUCGAGAAAUCGGUAGGGUAUUCGCCGGUGGUUAAAGAUUUAAUGAGCCGUGAUGAAAAUGUUAACCGCAUGGUAACGAACCAACACGGCAGCGACCGGAAACUCAACUCUUAUUUUUCAAAGAGCUUGAAAGUAAGCAAAAAGCGCGGCGCCGCCGUGUUGAAAAGCAUCAAAGGGGUGGCAACUUCGAUGACGUUGAGAGGUGAAAAAGAAAAGGAACAAAAUUUAUUUAAUGUCGAUCAAAAGAAGAACAACGGAAAUAGUAAUAAUAAUCAAUGGGUGAAAGUUCGACAAACGGGGAAAUCGUAUAAGGAAUUGAGUGCUUUACAUUUAUGUCAAGAGAUUCAAGCUCAUGAAGGGUCGAUUUGGAGUAUAAAAUUCAGUACCAACGCCAGGUUUUUGGCUAGCGCCGGUGAAGAUACGAUGAUAUAUGUAUGGGAAGUACAAGAAUGUGAAGUGAAGCCGAUGAAUGAAGCGUGUUCGUCGCCGGAAGAUAAAAAGAAGAAAGGAAAAGGAUCGUCGAGUAGUAAAAAAGGGAAUCAAGUUCCUAACUAUGUUCAUGUGCCGGAAACUGUGUUUUCAUUGUCGGAUAAACCGAUAUGUUCUUUCAAAGGACAUUUGGAUGAUGUUUUGGACUUGUCUUGGUCUAGAUCCCAGCAAUUGCUUUCGUCUUCCAUGGACAAAACCGUAAGGUUAUGGGAUUUGGAUACCAAGAGCUGUCUAAAAUUAUUUGCCCACAAUGAUUAUGUAACAUGCAUACAUUUCAAUCCAAUGGAUGAUGAUUAUUUCAUAAGUGGGUCACUUGAUACAAAAGUUAGGAUUUGGAACAUACCAAAGAGGCAAGUUGUUGAUUGGACUGACAUUAAUGAAAUGGUUACUGCUGUCUGUUACACUCCUGAUGGUCAGGGUGCCAUAAUUGGUACACAUAAAGGCAGUUGUCGACUAUACAGUACUGAGGAUUGCAGAUUAACUCAAUUAGAUCAGAUCACCACUCAAAACAAGAAGAAAGACAAUGCUAAAAAGAUCACUGGUUUUCAAUAUUGUCCGAUUAAUCCAACCGAAUUACUUAUCACUUCUGCCGAUUCCCGAAUACGAGUUUUGGGCGGUCCCGAAGUCUUUUAUAAAUUUAAAGGGUUCAAAAAUACAAACAGUCAAAUUGCAGCUACGUUUACAUCCGACGGAACAUAUGUGAUAAGUGCAAGUGAAGAUUCUCAGGUUUUCAUAUGGAGAACCGAAGAGCCUCGGAACACCGGCACCGGAAAACGAUCAGUGAUCACUGCACGAGGCCACGAAUAUUUCCCAUGCAAAGACGUUUCGGUAGCAAUCCCAUGGCCAGGCACUAUCAAAAGCGAGCCCCUGUCAAUGACAGGAUCAUCGCAUUUGAAACGGAGCUCCAAAAGUUUACAAGUUCCCAAUGGCGAAUCCCCGACUAAAAAUGAUCAUAACAAGAAAAUUUUGCCCUUGCCGCCACUUCCGAAAAAGAAGAGCAACCACCAUCUAGGCAAAAUUAUAACUGACGAAGAUGGUGAGAUGGCCGAUUCGAUGUCGAGGUCUUCCACUGCUUCGGCUUCAAGUCGAAGUAGUUCGGUCUCAAAUGAUGAUUCAUCAUCAUCAACAUCAACAUCAUCGAUGUCAAGGUCUUCCACUCUUUCCGGUGCCAGCAACUUGAACUCUUCAGGUUCGAACCGGGUUUCGGGUUCAAUAAGAUACGGUGAUUCACCAUCGAUAUCUUCUUUCAUAGGAUCGUCGCCUUGGUCGUGGUUCAAUGUCAGCAGUCACGGACACAAUGCGGCAGCUUGGGGACUAGUAAUUGUGACGGCCACUUUGAGUGGCGAAAUAAGGAUUUACCAAAAUUUCGGGUUACCACGUAGAGUUAGUCGCCUCUAA